CAAGACUAAGGCCGGUUCUAGUGCCCAGAGCUGUAACUGAAACGACUUUGUCUCUGUAGUACUCAGGCGGUAAGGACCGCGCAGCGCAGCGGCGGGAAAAACCCUGGAAGUCCUCUCGGCUGCGAUGAUGCAGAACGUUUUAUGUCCGGAAAGCGAAGGAAGAAAUCGGAAGUGACGUCGCGGUCAAAACAAGCCGGGGCUUGAGGGCCUGCAGUGAAUCUGUGGCCACAGAUGGAAAGGCCCGACUCGCUGUGGGCUGUCGACGGUGGUCGUCAGGCCCUGCGCUCCCACCCGGUCGGCCUCCGGCGCCUGUCCCCGGGACCAGCCUGCCGCCUUUGAGCGAGUUUCCUCCCGCCGUACCUGAGCCGCGCCGGGACUUUUCGGGCAGAGCUGGCGGCUGGCGACAGAGCGGCGGACUUCCGUACAACCAACCAUCUCUCCUCCAGCGGGUUCUUGUCCUGGGACGCCGGGACACCUGUCGCCUACUUUUUAAUACCCAAAUUCCAAGAAUACACUGUGUACUGCUCUUUUAAAACCCAGAGGAAAUCAUGAAGAAAUGUUUUAAUUGUUGAAACUACAGUUGAAAUCAUGGCUACAUCAGCAAAUCUGGAUAUUGGAGCCCAGCUGAUAGUGGAAGAGUGUCCCAGCAGCUACAGUCUAACUGGCAUGCCUGACAUUAAAAUAGAACAUCAGCUGGACUCAAAUGCAGAAGAAGGACCAGCUCAGGGUGUUGCCAUGGGAAUGAAGUUCAUACUGCCUAACCGAUUUGAUAUGAAUGUUUGUUCUCGGUUUGUGAAGUCCUUAAAUGAAGAGGACAGUAAAAAUAUUCAAGAUCAGGUUAACUCUGACCUGGAGGUGGCAUCUGUUCUAUUUAAAGCUGAAUGCAAUAUCCACACAUCUCCUUCUCCGGGAAUUCAAGUAAGGCAUGUCUACACUCCCUCUACAACAAAGCACUUCUCACCCAUAAAACAAUCAACUACUUUAACCAACAAGCACAGAGGAAAUGAGGUCUCGACCACACCUCUGUUAGCAAAUUCUUUAUCUGUUCACCAGCUGGCUGCUCAGGGAGAGAUGCUGUACCUGGCUACUCGUAUCGAACAAGAAAAUGUUAUCAAUCACACGGACGAAGAAGGAUUUACUCCUCUGAUGUGGGCUGCAGCACACGGGCAAAUAGCUGUGGUAGAGUUUCUACUUCAGAAUGGUGCUGAUCCCCAGCUGUUAGGGAAAGGUCGAGAAAGUGCACUGUCAUUGGCCUGCAGUAAAGGCUACACAGAUAUUGUCAAAAUGCUGCUUGAUUGUGGAGUUGAUGUAAAUGAAUAUGAUUGGAAUGGAGGGACACCUUUGCUUUACGCUGUACAUGGAAAUCAUGUGAAAUGUGUAAAAAUGCUCCUAGAAAAUGGAGCUGACCCAACCAUUGAAACGGACUCUGGAUAUAAUUCUAUGGAUUUAGCUGUAGCCUUGGGCUAUAGAAGUGUUCAACAGGUUAUUGAGUCACAUUUACUGAAACUGCUUCAGAACAUCAAGGAGUAGACAUAGUCACCACGAAGUGGUGGCUGUCCUUCGGUUUACUUUCAGCCCUUACAAAUGAUAGUUUUGUUUACUUAUAAAUUUUUACCUCAGUUGCAAUAUUUACUGAUUUUUAGUAAGUUUUAAUAAAUAUUCCUCUGAGUAAUUCACUGGUUUUAAUAAAAUUAAUGUUAAUGCUUUUUUUAAUAAGUGUGUUUUACUGUAUAUUUAAAAUGAUAAAUGAAUGUUUCUUGGCACGUACAUUUUUAUGGUACAGAUAGUUAUCUGUCUUUGUAUCAAGUGCUGUAAUUUAACAUUUUCAGAAAUUAUUCUACGCUAUUCAUCUUCACUCUUACAUUAACUCAUUGACUUUAUAUAGGGUUUGCUAUAAAUCCAUAGGAAAAAGAUUUGUUCUUAUUGAAUUUUAAAUGCACAGUGUGAUUGUUUACAAAAUGAUGUUAUAAAUGAAUAAAAUACUUUUUUCUGCUA
Vicugna pacos (alpaca) is the source of this 1995-nucleotide messenger RNA. The record is from RefSeq and is a predicted model, not a curated record. NCBI's taxonomy places the organism in Eukaryota, Metazoa, Chordata, Mammalia, Artiodactyla, Camelidae.